This is a messenger RNA of Cryptosporidium ubiquitum, 7650 nucleotides long. RefSeq lists its product as uncharacterized. The record is from RefSeq and is a predicted model, not a curated record. The coding region runs from base 1 to 7650 and encodes 2549 amino acids. The transcript has a single exon. NCBI's taxonomy places the organism in Eukaryota, Apicomplexa, Conoidasida, Eucoccidiorida, Cryptosporidiidae.
AUGGGUAGAUUCUUACUCACUUCAAUUACGGCAAUUUUGCUUUCAUUUUGGAGUUUUUGUACGGGAAUUGGGUUAAAGUCUCCGAGUACAGGCUCUGGAAGCGGCGGAUCGUUGAUAACUGUAUUAGAUAAUAAUGGAAUGAUUGAGGUAGUUCACUCAGGAAAUACAAAAUAUGAAAUAGAAACUGGAUACAAUGGACCCAUAUUAAAUGGUGGUGAGUUGGUUGUGGGGAAUGAUUUACUUGUAGGAUUGGUUAGGCCUGUAAAUGGAAACUCAAAAGGUAGUUCGAAUAUAGAGCUACGAAUUUUAGAGGACAGAGGGUUUGAGUUGCAGGUGGGUCUGUUUUUGGGGUAUCCUUGUCUUUAUAAGAAUGGAGAUAGUGGAAUAAUGGGCCCAGGAAACAGUGAAAUGAAGAUUAAUAAUAUACUGACUUGUGUAAAGUUAUUUAAAGAACAUAAUAUUCACCAGGAUGAUAUCCGAUAUUUAUUUUGGAAGAUGAGAGAUUAUAAUUUACAAGAUCCUAAGAUAAAUCAAAUUAAUUCUAAUGACAUAUCUGUGGAUUCAAAUACUUAUUUGUCGAAUAUGUUUGGUGGAUUGCUUCAUGUUACAGCAUUAUUCAGGUAUUCAAAAAAGUAUAAGAAUUCAUCAUCAGCCAUUUUGGAAAAAAUUGGCAACUUUCUAAAAGGUAGUUUAAUAGCUGAGAUUAAGCCAGUCUAUAGUGACUCUAAUUUAAAAUUAGAGUUCAAUUUGAAUGUUGGGAUAAGUCUUACUCAGGAUAUAAACUCAUUGAAAGAGAAUAUGCCUUUUGCAAUUGCUUCAAUAACAAAAGACGGUAAAACACAUAUGGAGAAUAUUGUUUCUCCCUGCGAUGGAUCAAUUGUUUGGUUUAGUGAUCACUUCUUGCAGUUUGGAAAAUCGAAAAUAUUGAAUUUUGACUCAUCAAACUCGGGGUUUUAUGGGAGUAAGGACCAUAUAAAAGAGAUUAUGGUAAUUAUAAAAUGUAAUACAAACCCUUCUUAUAUUACUUCUGUAUCAGGUUUAAAAAGCUAUCCAAAAGACAUUUUAGUGACUGAUAGGUUUGGCCAAGUAAGUCAAUCGCUAAUAAAAGAGUUUAGGAGUAACAAGUUGAACUUGAUACAGGUUAACAGUGAGAGUGCGUCAAUAAGAUCCAGAAAGAGGUUAAUAUCCAAAAUCAAGGCAGCUAAAACCUUAGAUGAUUUCAGAAAUGUUCUUUUAGAUUCAAUGAGAAGUAAUGGCCAAGAUUUAAGUCUUUUACCAAAUAUAGUUUUACCAAAGUCUAAUAAGGGGGUUGCUGAGGAGAGAUCUUUAGAAAUGAUGGCUAGAGAGAAGGAAAACUUAAUGGAAAGGAUAAAUGACUCAAAACUUUUGUUAAGAAGCAUGAUGGCUCCUAAAGCAAAGAUGUCGAAUUACGAAAGAAGUGUGAGGAACGGAAGUUCACCAGGAAGUAGCUACAGGUACGAUAAAGAAAAGGGGAAUACAGAGGUUUAUUUUGAAAGUCCAAUUCCAGUUUCAAAGUGGGAGGGUUUAGCAUCUGCAGGAUGGAAUAAUAUGAAGAAUGAUGAGAAAAGGAUAAAGUUAAAGGCUGCCAAUUACUUAGGCAAGGAUAUUCAAAUUUUUGGUCCUAGGCCAUGGAAUAUGGAUUUUCUAAGUUUGGAUAUAAUUAGAAUGGUAUCUAUGUAUUCCUACGGAGAUAUUAGAUAUCUUCUUUCCAAAGAGUUUCUGUAUUUGUUUAGAAAAUAUGGUGAACUAGAUGAUUAUAACUCAUAUACUUCCUCUUUAAUGAGUUAUUCUGUGGAGAUGUUUGUUGUAGCAGGAAUGACAGUUAGUGGAGAAGAAGGAACAGAAACUCUUCUGGGAAGAGUAACUAUUCAUUUUGCGACUGAACUUAACUCAAGGAGCUCAUUCGUGGUAGACAUAUUCUCAAUGCAUACUGGGAUUGUCAGGGAUGUUAUCUCAACGUCAAAGGUGGCAUGUUCUUUAGAUCCCUUGGUUGUUAUUAGCCCAUUUGAUCAUGAGAUCCAGAAAGCCAAAAUUCAAUUAGAGAUUAAUUCUGACUCACUGGAUCAAACCCACGUGGUUUCCAAUAAAGCUCCAGGAGAGCAAGAUUUUCUAACUUAUCCACUUUCCCAGAACCCAAAGAUGUUGGAUCAAGGUCUUAUUCAAGCUCAAACGGAUGUUGAGUUGGAUAUGUUGAGCAGACACACUUAUUUGUUUCCUGUCCAAAAUUUAAUUAACAGGAAAUUUAAUUCGGGCCCUAUGCCAGAGUUAUUCAGUCUCACUGAGGAGGAUAUUAAUACUCUUGAUGCUGCGAGACAAGAUUUUCAUAAAGAGGCUGUUAAGUUAUUAGCUGCGAAGGAAAUUAUACUCCAAAGAUUACAAGAAUUGGAUAUUUCUUCACCUUCAGAUCCAAUUCCAAUUUUCAUUUCUUCCAUAUUAAAACGAGAAAAACUAAAGAGUUGGACUAAAGCAAAGUCCAAAAACAUUCGAGAUAGGAUGAUAGAGAUGAUAAACAUUACAAGAGAUUUGGAAGAAAAGAAAGUUCUAGAAAGCUUGAGAAUAUCUAAAAUGACUAAUAUUCCCAUUCUAAAGAAAAUUCCUAGGAGAAAAGCAGUUCGCAUAGCCAGUAAGCUUAAUCUGUUUGAGAAGUUCAAGUUAAAGAAAGCCUUUAAAAGUCAAAAGGAACUAAAGAAAAAGAGUAAAGAAAUUGCAAAGAAGGUUAAAUCUAAGAAAGGAAUCUUUUCCAGGAAAAUUAAAACUCAAACCCCACCCUCUGGAGCUGGUGCUACAUUAAUACCGUCUGAGCCUAUUUCUGUACCUAAAUCCAAAACCAAAUCCAAAUCCAAAUCCAGAUCCAAAUCGGAUUCUGGUUCUGUCUUUAAACCACCCAGUUCAGAAGAUUCUCAAAGGGGCAUGCUUUCGGAGUCAGGAUCUACUGAGGAUAUAGUUUAUCCAAGUUUCCCAAGUACAGCUCAAUUCUUUCUCCCUGAAGAAUUUGAGCUGGAAAGGAGCUCUUCCAUAGGAGCAAGAAGUUUUCAAACUAUUGGUGAUAGUCAAGAAGAAAGAUAUAAAUAUAUUAACGAAGAUAAAGACAGUAUUUAUAUAAGAUAUUCCUUGAUAGAAGAGAAUCAAAAGAUAAAGAAUUUGAAAUCAGAGUGUAAUAGUUACAAAGUUGAGUUAAAUUCAUUGCUUGACUUUAAUACUGGCGUAUUUACUGAUAUUCUUAACUCAAAUGUUAUGCAAGAUAUCAAAGAUUCAAUGUUAAAAAUAGUAAGAAAGACAAACCAGUAUCAAGAAUGUCUUAAAAAGUUAUCUGCAUCUAUUUUAGCAAUAAAGGGGCUUCAGAUUCAAAGUAGAGUUGUUAGACAGAAUUACUCAAAGAAAUUGGGUCAAAUGAAUAAAUCUAGAAAGAAAAUAAUUAAUAAGUACAAGAAAUGUGAGAAGGAACAAUCUCAAGCAAAGAAAAACUUUUACUCUCUUUUGAAAAAAGAAAUAUCCAAGCAUAAGAAUGGAUCUAGUAUGGAUUCUCAAACUUAUCAAAGUUUAUUCAAGACUUUAAAUGAAAAUUUCCAAAAGUAUUACGAUUUGGAGAAGAAGUGCCAAAAUGUAUUGGCAAACUUAAAGAAAGAGGAUUUGAAUAUUAAUGAGGUCAAAUCAAAGAGAUUUUUGAUGGGAAUUAAUGCUGAAUCUUUGAAAAGAAGGAACUUGGUAUUGAUGUCUGAUUCUUUUAUUCACUACAAAGUUUAUCUCGUAUAUUCAAUGUUAAUCUUAUCUUUGGAAGAGUUGAUAUUCUUAUCUCAUCAAACAUUAAUUAAGAGUAAAAUCCCUACUUUGGCUCUAGAAGUUGAACAAAAACAAGCUCUUGGAAAAGUUUCAGAAUAUUUUAAAGAGAAAAUGAAUAUUAAAAGAUUGAAUUUUGAAGAGAAAAAUGUUUAUUUAGAUUUGAUUCUAAUAGGAACAAACUGUAUUAACAUGUUAGAAGGAUUAUUGCUCAAAAUCACGUUACUAAUUGAAAUUAUUGGUAUAAAUUCUCAAAGUUUGGAUGUUGGAUUAAUGUCUAUGUCAGAAAUUUUGUCAUUUUUAAACGAAGGAGACAACAUUACAUUAGAAAGAGGAAAUAAUUCACAGCUAAAACAUGAGAUAAUGAAGAAGAUUCAAAUAAUUGCAAAGAAACAAACCAAAAUAUUAGAGAUAUCAUCUAAUUAUAUUCAAAUGACUAAUUCAAUAGCAAGUACUUUAAGUUUAAUGGAAUUUACGAAAGGCAUGUUCGAGCUCUCAUUGCAAUCAAUAGAUAAAAAUAUAAACAAAGAAAAAGGUAAUGAUGGUCAAAAAGAUAGUGAAAGUACAAGAAUGAUCUCUUACAAGGCUAGGAUAAAAAAAAUAAUGAGGACAGUCUUAUCAAAAGAAAAGUUACUAAAUAUAGCUGAUUCUCAUGUAACUGAACUUAAGAAGGGAUUUGAAGAUCAAAAGAAAAGAUUUGAUGAUAUGUUAAGUAAGAUGAAAGAAGAGAUUCCAGAAUUGAAAUUGGAUUCUUUUAUGACAGAUACAAGCGAUAUUCAGACUAGCGAUUUAAGUAGAGAAGAUACUGAUUCAGAUUAUUCUGGCUAUAUUAGUACUUCAACUGUUGAAGGAGAUGAGUUUGUUGAGUCCCAGGCGUUAAUUAUUAGCAAGAUUUCGAAUUCUUUAAACUGGUUAAAUAAGGAAGCAGGAAAAGGAACAGUUGUACAUGAUAAAAAUGAACGUAAUACAGAAGCUGCUAUAAUAAGUCUGAAAGCCAAAAUAGGCGAAAAAUUGAAAGAACUUGAGGUCAUUUCUAACUUUGAGAAGGAAGAUAUUGACCAAGAAAAGAUUAAUAAAUUAAGGGAAGAGAUAUCUUUACUUCUUACUGAUGCUAUAAAUUCAAAGAAAUACUUAACUAAAAAAAUGGAAGAUUCAUUAGAUAGUUUAAGGAGGAAUUUAUCUUUUUCAUGGCCAAGAAUCAGGCUUGGAAAAAAGCUUCUGGGGGCAACUAGAAGAAAAAAGAUGGAGGAAAAUAGGAUGAGGAGAAUCAAUAAAGAAAAAGCGGAUUUUAAAAGUUCUUAUAGAGCUGGUGUUGAUUAUAAAGUUUCAAGAGAUUCUGAAGAAGAAGAUAUUAAUGAGUUGAGUACAGUUGUAGGUAGUGUUGAUCCAAAUAAACAAAAAGAAGCUACUGUUAAAGAUGAGAGCGUGAAAAAGAAGAAAGGAAUAAAGAAAUCUAAAUCAAGUAAAAAGGGAGAGACAUCAGAGGAUGAAUUAUUGAAAAAGUUUGGACAAGUAGGGGAAGAUAUUAAGGAUAUGGACACUGAUUUAAGCAGUGUUGAUUUGAUUAAGGAAAAGGAAGGCGCAAUAAAAGAGAAGAGUGAGAAAAAGAAGAAAGGAAUAAAGAAGUCUAAAUCAAGUAAAAAGGGAGAGAAAUCAGAGGAUGAAUUAUUGAAAAAGUUUGAAGAAGAAGAUAUUAACGAGUUGAGUACAGUUGUAGGUAGUGUUGAUCUAAAUAAACAAAAAGAAGCUACUGUUAAAGAUGAGAGCGUGAAAAAGAAGAAAGGAAUAAAGAAAUCUAAAUCAAGUAAAAAGGGAGAGACAUCAGAGGAUGAGUUAUUGAAAAAGUUUGGGGAAGGAGGAGAUGAUAUUAAGGAUAUGGACACUGAUUUAAGUAGUGUUGAUUUGAUUAAGGAAAAGGAAACUGCUUUAAAGGAAGAUAGUAAUAAAAAUGAAAAAAGAACAAAAAAAUCCAAAUCCAGUAAAAAAGGAGGGACAUCAGAGGAUGAAUUGUUGAAAAAGUUUGGGCAAGAAGGAGAUGAUAUUAAGGAUAUGGAAACUGAUUUAAGUAGUGUUAAUUUGGAUAAGGAACAGGAGUCUGCAAUGAACGAAGAAAAACGCAAGGGGAAAGGAAAUAAAAAGUUAACUAGUAAGAGGAUACUUGAUAAGUUACGAUCUAGGAGCUUACUCUCAAGAAAAAAAGAAUUACCAUCAUCUAUUUCAUCUGAAGAGGGACCAGUAGACAAAAGUUCGGGUUCUAGGAAAAAUAAGAAAGGGGGGAAGUUAGGAAAGGAUGUGGGAGACAAAGAGCCAAAAUCGAGUACAAAAAGAAAGAGAGGAGGAAGGUUAAGAAAGAUUUUUGGAAGUAAUUCGACUUCUGGUGAAGGGAAGUCUUCUCAUAAGAAUUCAAUUGUUGGUGAGGGCGAAAUAAAUAAACCAGAAGAAAAGAUUUCAGGAUCUCCAGUACCAGUAGUAUCAGUUCCGGAAGUUCCUGGAUCUUCAGGGUUCUCAUUGCCACCACUACAACCAUUACCAGUGGAGUCUAAACCGGCCACUCCAGAGUGGUUACCACCACCAUCUGCAUCACAAUUAUCACCAGAACUUCCACCGUUCUCACCACCGUCACCUUCAUUACCAGGAAACUUAGAAUCACUAGCUCCAGCAGAAGUAGAGGAAGUGACACCACCGCCACCACCACGACCACCACUACCAGCAAACUUCGAAUCACUAGCUCCAACAGAAGUAGAGGAAGUGACACCACCACCACCGCCACGACCACCACUACCAGCAAACUUCGAAUCACUAGUUCUAACAGAAGUAGAGGAAGUGACACCACCACCACGACCACCACUACCAGCAUACUUAGAAUCACUAACUCCAAAAGUAGUGGGAGUGUCACCAGGAUCACCACCAACACCACCACCACGACAACCCCCACCAGUAGCUCAAAAGCCAGUAGCCCCAGCAAUUUCAAUGGUUCCAAAAGUCCCAGAGUGGCCUGCUGGACCAAAACCGCCAUCUUCAUCAGUGCCAUCACCAGUGCCAUCGUCGGUGCCAACGUCUGUACCAGCUCCGGCAACUCCAGUACCAUCACCAGUGCCAUCACCAGUACCAACACCAUUACCUACACAAGUACCAUCACCAGUACCAUCACCAGCACACACACCAGUGCCAUCGCCAGUGCCAACGUCUGUACCAGCUCCGGCAACUCCAGCACUAUCACCAGUGCCAUCACCAGCCCCAUCACCAGCCCCAUCACCAGUGCCAUCACCAGCCCCAUCACCAGUGCCAUCACCAGCACCAUCACCAGUGCCAUCACCAGCACCAUCACCAGUGCCAUCACCAGUGCCAUCACCAGUACCAUCACCAGUACCAACACCAGCACCAGCUCCAGCAACUCCUGUAAGCCCACUUGACUCUGAAAACGAGCUAUUGGCAAAGUUUGGACAAGAAGGAGACGAUAUUGAAGGUAUGGAGACGGACUCAAGUAGCGUUGAACUGAAUAAGGAAGAUAAAGAAGCUGUUUAUGAGAGGAAAAAAGGACUAGGUGAAAGAGGAAAAACAGGAUCAUCCGACUUAAAACCAGUUUUAUCACCACAGAAACCUGGAGGAGCUCCAGAAUCAUUAAGUGCUGAGGGAUAUAAUUUUGGAGAAAAUCAAGAAGCUAGUGUUGAAAGCGACGAAAUUACUGACGAAGAUGGCAAUUAUGAAACUGAAGAAGAGUUUUUGAAGCGUGAUAUUGGCCAAAGACAACAGAAAACUAAGGAAGAUGUAAUCUUGAAUGAGGAUAUAAAAAGAAGAAUCGAUGAGAUUAAUCUUCAAGCUCAAGAAAUGGAUGAGGCAGUUAGUGAUUAA